CUGUGUUCCCGUAGAUGCGGAAGUAGUGUUUCACAACCAUCAGCAGGGCCCCGGCGUGACAUUCACCGGGCUGAGAGAGUCGGGGGUUGUGUAAACGGAGGACUACGACCACCCUGUGCCCGACCAAGCAGUCUCCAAAAUGAGAUUACUAAAAGCCGGUUUGUCGUUGGCAAAAACGCAUGUUUUGGCACCGGGAAGUGUCACUCUGAAAAAGGUGCUGAUCAACAGUUGUCGGACAUGCUCCUCCGGUGUCUUUCCCAACGAGAGGAUCCGAAACAUCGGGAUCUCAGCGCACAUCGACUCCGGGAAGACCACCCUGACCGAGCGUGUCCUCUAUUACACCGGCAAGAUAGCUGAGAUUCACGAGGUGAAAGGGAAGGACGGUGUCGGAGCCACCAUGGACUCUAUGGAGCUGGAGAGACAGAGAGGCAUCACCAUCCAGUCAGCUGCUACAUACACAGUGUGGAAGAAUCACAACGUCAACAUCAUUGACACACCAGGUCACGUGGACUUUACCAUCGAAGUUGAGCGAGCGCUGCGAGUGUUGGACGGAGCAGUGCUGGUUCUGUGUGCGGUGGGAGGAGUCCAGUGUCAGACCCUGACGGUGAACCGGCAGAUGAAACGCUACAACGUCCCCUUCCUCACCUUUAUCAACAAACUGGACCGCAUGGGCGCCAACCCCAGCCGAGCCCUGCAGCAGAUGAGAACCAAACUAAACCACAAUGCGGCAUUUGUGAGCAUUCCCAUCGGCCUGGAGGGGAACAUGCGCGGCAUCAUUGACCUUGUAGAGGAAAGGAGCUUGUAUUUUGAAGGACCUUUUGGUCAAAAUAUCCGCUAUGAUGAGAUCCCGGCAGAUUUCCGCGCUGAAGCUGCAGACCGGAGGCAGGAGCUGGUGGAGUGUGUGGCUAACGCUGAUGAGAUCUUGGGAGAGAUGUUCUUGGAGGAAAAGAUUCCAACCAAUGACGACCUGAAGGCUGCAAUCCGCAGAGCCACUGUGCAGCGUCUCUUCUCUCCAGUGUUGGUGGGCACAGCGCUGAAGAACAAAGGCGUCCAGCCUCUCCUGGACGCUGUCAUAGAUUACCUGCCAAACCCCACGGAAGUGAAAAACUAUGCUAUCCACAAUGACGAAGAUUCCAGUACAACAUCAAAGAUUGAAAUGGAUCCGACAAGAGACGCCUCAAAUCCUUUCGUUGGUCUGGCCUUCAAACUGGAGGCAGGCAGGUUUGGCCAGCUGACAUAUGUGCGAGUGUACCAGGGCUGUCUGAAGAAGGGGGAGUACAUCUACAACACACGCACGAGCAAGAAAGUCAGAGUUCAGAGGCUUGUGCGUCUUCACGCUGACCAGAUGGAGGAUGUGGACGAGGUUUAUGCGGGAGAUAUUUGUGCUCUGUUUGGGAUCGACUGUGCUAGCGGAGACACUUUUACAUCCAAGACCAGCGCUAACCUCUCCAUGGAGUCUAUUCACAUCCCCGAGCCGGUCAUUUCCAUGUCAAUUAAGCCAACCAACAAGAACGACCUGGAUAAAUUCUCCAAAGGUAUUAACCGUUUCACCAGAGAAGAUCCGACGUUUAGAGUGCAUUUUGACACCGAGAGCAAAGAAACCAUCAUCUCUGGCAUGGGCGAGCUGCAUCUGGAAAUCUACUCUCAGAGGAUGGAGAGGGAAUACAACUGUCCCUGUGUGAUGGGCAAACCCAAAGUGGCUUUCAGAGAGACGAUCACCAGUCCUGUAUCGUUUGACUUCACUCACAAGAAGCAGAGCGGUGGCUCGGGGCAGUACGGUAAAGUUAUUGGAGUCCUGGAGCCUCUGGAACCGGAGGAUUUCACCAAGCUGGAGUUUGAAGACCAGACUAUUGGAACCAACAUCCCAAAGCAGUUUGUACCAGCUGUUGAAAAGGGCUUCAGGGAGGCCUGUGAGAAGGGACCCCUGACCGGACACAAAAUCUCAGGCAUCAGAUUCCUCCUGGAAGACGGAGCUCAUCACAUGGUGGACUCCAACGAGAUCUCCUUCAUCCGCGCAGGAGAGGGCGCUCUUAAACAAUCUAUGGAGAAGGCCAACACGGCCGUCUUGGAGCCAGUCAUGUCGGUGGAAAUCGUCGCGCCUCAGGAGUUUCAGGGAGUAGUGAUCGCUGGUGUAAACCGCCGGCACGGUGUUAUCACAGGACAGGACGCAGCUGAAGGAUACUUCACUCUGUACGCUGAUAUUCCACUUAACAACAUGUUCGGCUACGCUACAGAACUACGCUCCUUUACUGAAGGGAAAGGGGAGUACACCAUGGAUUACAGCAGAUACCAGCUCUGCCUGCCAAGCACGCAAGAGGAGCUCAUCCACAAAUACUUAGAGGCUACGGGUCAGCUGCCGGCCAAGAAGAACAAGUGGAAGAGCUAAAAAGAGUCCCAACUGUUGGACUUUGACACAACCACCGUCCCUCAUCAUUAAUUGGCUUUAACUUGUGGAGCUGACAACUUUGACAUUUUCCUUUUGUUUUGUAGUUCCGUCUCCUUCAUGUUUGACCACUGUAGGAAACAUAUUUAUCACCUUGAUUUUAGCCCUAUUUGACCUCUUCCUGGCUCUACAGCUGAAAUGUGGUUGGUAAGGAAAGCUCUGUGUUUUGACUUGAGCUUGAAAUGGCUUUUGUACUAUGUACAGAACAGUCUUGAUGUAAUAAUGAUUGCAACAAAGAUAUAUAUAUCUGUCUCGACAACUUCU
Messenger RNA from Acanthopagrus latus (yellowfin seabream), 2707 nucleotides. RefSeq names its product G elongation factor, mitochondrial 1 (gene gfm1). The record is from RefSeq and is a predicted model, not a curated record. Gene Ontology annotation, cellular component: mitochondrion. The transcript is spliced from 18 exons. Gene Ontology annotation, molecular function: translation elongation factor activity; GTP binding; GTPase activity. Bases 140 to 2386 code for a protein of 748 amino acids. NCBI's taxonomy places the organism in Eukaryota, Metazoa, Chordata, Actinopteri, Spariformes, Sparidae. Gene Ontology annotation, biological process: mitochondrial translational elongation.